AUGGAAGAUGUAUAUUUAGAAAUCAUCAAAAAAGUGCCUAUAGGUUGUAAUACUUUACCAUCACUAAAUGUUAUGAUAUUAGAAUCUGGUGAUCCAUCCAACUGCAAUGAUAAUGUUCAUGCAGCAUGUAAAAUAUACCGUGAUGAUUUACUUCAUGAUUUACCUUAUG
Molecule: messenger RNA, 169 nt
Organism: Funneliformis mosseae
Lineage: Eukaryota; Fungi; Glomeromycota; Glomeromycetes; Glomerales; Glomeraceae
Source: the annotation of a GenBank genome assembly